CAAUAAAUCAACCCUGCAGCUAUAAAAACCUGCAGAGCUUUGAGUUAGCACUGAGAAAUCCGCUGCUAAACCUCCCCGUUUGGGUUUUUGUUAGAUUGCCAGUCGACAUUUCGAAAAUGUAUCUCCUUGAAAAUUAUAUUUGUGAAUAACACGAUAAAGUUGUUAUCGCUACGUCGUUUUUAACCUGAAAACAGACUGGCAGCUAUCGAUUUCCAGUGUUAAUACGUCCGUAGCUAGCAGGGUCUACCCGACUGUCGUUCCAGGUUUAAACUCUGCAGUGGUUGAGUUGCCAGUUUGUCGGGAACUCUGCUGUCGUUCAGGUGAUCUCUGCACCUGCUCACUCUUCCCCUGCAGCUGCUGCUCCAGUUACUCCUCAGCAGUGUCAGACUCGGAGAAGGAGCAGCAGGUCGUGUCGCCUGUCCACAUCAUGUCCAGACGCAGCCUGCGGCUCGACGACGGCCUGCUGGACCGCGGUCUGCCACACGGCAGCACCUCCCUCAGCGUUGGAGGAGCCAGCUGGAGGAGCACCAGGUCACUGAAGUCUCGUCGUUCUCAGCAGCUCUCCGUGUCCUGCUCAGAGUCUCUCCUCCUCAGUACUCCUCGUAAGCUGCCUGCGCAGCCUCUCCUGAACAGCAGCCUCCACAGCGAGGCCUCCGACGCCUCCCUGCUCUCCUCCCUGCUGGACGACUCCUCCGUCCAGGAGACCACGCUGGUUGACACCCUCUGGGGUUUGGACCAUGACGUCGAUCCCAAAGAGAGCACCAUCGUAGCGGAGCAGAGCACCGUCUUGGCAGACCGCACUCUGAUUGGUUCAGACCUGCGCUGUGCCAAACACCCGGUCCAGACGCUCAGCAGGGUUUACUGCAGAGACUGUGAGCUGCACUCUGACAGGAAGGAGUCCACAUACCGCCCCUCCUCCUCGUCCACCACCACCACCUGUGUGACAGGACGGGAACCCACGGAGCCCAGAGAGCCAGAAAUUUCCACCAUCUACUGCAGAGACCGGAGCCGCAAGACCCGCACAGCAGGUGUGUUGGCGUCCGUGUGGAACAGGUCAGCAGCCUGCGUGGUUUCCCUGCUCACUCUGCUUUAUCACCAGCUGACACAGCAGAAACAGUGCGAUGUAACAGAUGUGCUGCAGCUGUGGCUGGACUCCUGUGCGUUGUGUGUCAGGAGAGCUACAGCCUGCUGUGUGUCUGUGCUGACACACACCUGGCAGGUGUGUCAGGGGCGGGCCUCACAGCUCCCACAGGUCAUCGGAGCUCGAGCCGGUCGCAGUGGAGUCAUGAACCUGAGGGAGUCCACCACGAACCAGAGGGAGCCUCAUCCCGACAGAUCUCUGUGUGAGGACUGUAAGGAGGUACGACACUCGGAGACGGACCCUGUGGCUUCAUCGUCACCUUCGUGGUCCUCAGCUGCUUCCUGUUUGCUGGGGCUGAUGUGGAGUGCUGCUGCUUUUACAGCUUGGUGUCUGAGUGCAGCUUCAGCCGUUUGGCCUCUGACCCGGAAAGCGUGUUCAGCUUGUGGGCGAGCCGGCCGCUCUGCAGGUAAGACGGCAGGUGACGUUUUCAGGUGGCUCAGCAUGCGAUGCCAUCACAUGACCACCAGCGCCCUCUUGACUCGGUUUCCUCCCAGACUCCUCCUGGUUCUCCUCCCUCUGCUGCUCCUCUUCAGUCUGUGCUGCUUCAGUUCAGCUGGUCUUCACGCUGUCUUUCCAGCUGUCAGCGUCACAGAGUGGAGGACGGUGGUCUCUGUCGUCCCUGGUUUGUCCUCCAUCUACGGGUUCAUGUCCUCCCAGAGCCAAACAGCAGAGGGCUCUGUGGAGGAGUCGAAGGAGGUGCAGCCAUACGAGGAGGCGCCCUACGGUCCACCUCCAGAGGCUAAAACCGUAGGAGAGGAGGAAGCGGUGGCAGCAGACGAGUCCAAGCGGCUCGUUCAUCUGGAGCGGAGUCUGACGGUGCUGUGGGAGCGGGUGGAGGCCGGAGGGCGGCAGGCGGAGCAGAGACACAGGGAGGUGCUGCAGCUGUACACUGACCUCCAGCAGCUGGUCUCUGGUCAGAAUGAUGCUGAGGAAUCCUGGCAGAGUGGCCUGCUGGAGCAGCAGCUGGAGCAGCAGCUGGAGCAGCUCAGGACUCGACUGGACGAGGACAGACGGCAGAGGGAACAGCAGGACUCGUCACAGCAGCAGACUCAGUUGUCUCGUCUGGAACAUCUGGAGCUGCAGCUGCAGAUUCUGGCUGCCAAAACGGAGGAGGUGCAGCGGAGACAAGAAGCUGCUGCAGCAGCCUCGCCUUCGUCAGCUACGACCCUGCCGGCUGCCGUCAGUGCUGUUGUGGAUCGUCACUCCCACGACGCCUUGCUGACGGAGGUUGCGCGGUUGGAGGUGGAUCUGCAGGACGUCAGGCGGGAUGUUGAGGGUCUGUCUGGGUGUGGAGACGGCUGCCGACAACUUGACAGGAUUCAGCAGAUGAUUUCUGAGCAGGUUUCAGCUCAGGUGCAUGAGGAGGUCCGGACCCUGGUCUACAACGCCGGCGGACUCCCUGAGUCGCUGCUCCAGUGGCUGUCGCAGCGGUACGUCAGUGGGGCCGAGCUGCAGGCGUCGCUGGCCUCUCUGGAGCUCAGCAUCCUGCAGAACAUCAGCCUACAGCUGGAACGGCGCCGCAGCGAGGAGACGGUCAGAGAGGCCGUCCUGCACGCCGCCAGGUCUGCUGGGGCCGUCGUGACGCAGGAGGACGUCCAGGCGAUCGUGUCAAACGCUCUGCGUCUGUUCUCUCAGGACAGAACCGGCCUGGCGGACUACGCUCUGGAGUCCGGAGGGGGCAGCAUCCUGAGCACUCGCUGCUCGGAGACGUACGAGACGAAGGCCGCUCUGCUCAGCCUGUUCGGAGUUCCCCUCUGGUAUUUCUCUCAGUCUCCUCGAGCUGUGAUCCAGCCGGACGUCCACCCCGGAAACUGCUGGGCCUUCAGAGGCUCCAAGGGCUUCCUGGUGAUCCGCCUGUCCAUGAGGAUCCUCCCCACCUCCUUCUCCCUGGAGCACAUCCCAAAAGCGCUGGCUCCGAGCGGGACGCUGCGCAGCGCCCCCCGACACUUCAGCGUCUACGGUCUGGAUGACGAGAGUCAGGAGAGAGGAAGGCUGCUGGGAUCGUACGCCUACGAGGAGGAUGGAGAAGCUCUACAGACCUUCCCUGUCACCGAGGAGAGCGACCGGACCUUCCAGAUCAUCGAGGUUCAGGUGUUGUCCAACUGGGGCCACCUGGAGUACACCUGCAUGUACCGCUUCAGGGUCCACGGGACGCCCAGGGACUCGUGAGGACGCUGCAGAGCAACGCGUCUGUUCAGGCUCUGCUGAUAAACUGCUGCCGACUGCCUGACUUUAAUGCUUUUUAACCGCCGAACGCUGACAUCUGACGUCAGUCUGGGGUUUUGGAGUGAAACUCCCUCAGCACUUUCAUUUCCUGUGGAAAUAUCACACCCUCGCAGCUCUGAUGUCAUGUAUGAUUUUACUGUCAAUAGUUCAUAUUUUAUAUCAGUGUUGUUUUGUAUUUACUGCAUUUCAGCGUGGUAAUAAAAUUCUAUUAAUAAAAUUAAAAUUUUCAAGUCGACUUAA
Molecule: messenger RNA, 3607 nt
Organism: Scatophagus argus
Lineage: Eukaryota; Metazoa; Chordata; Actinopteri; Scatophagidae
Product: SUN domain-containing protein 1-like
Exons: 24
Coding region: 428-3310 (960 amino acids)
Biological process (GO): nuclear envelope organization
Cellular component (GO): nuclear envelope; meiotic nuclear membrane microtubule tethering complex
Molecular function (GO): protein-membrane adaptor activity
Source: RefSeq, a predicted model, not a curated record